ACUGAGAAGACUGUUCUUGAUAAAACAGGCGCGAUGCUGCGCUUGCUGCCGUUGUUCUACUAUAUUUUUAUCGUCAGGGGAAACUCAAGUCCAGAUGCUACCCUAUGCACAGCUAAUGUGUGUUUCACCUUACAUUUGGUAAAAGUAUCGUUCCAUGUCGCGAAUCAACAGUGUCUCGGAAAUGGUGGUAAACUGGUUACAGUGAGGGAUAUCGGUGAAUUAGGAGAUCUGAAGUCUGUUCUUCUGCUGAACAAGGAAACUUACACAGGUAGCGGCAACAAAUUUUGGAUUGGACUGCGGUUGCACAAAGGAAACUGUACCAUUUCCGGCGCAAGUCUACAUGGUUUCAAAUGGGUAUCGGGCGUAGAGGAAUCUUCAUAUUCCAACUGGAAAAAGCCACCCAGAAGCACGUGCAUAGGGGACAGGUGCGUUGCUGUGGAAAAUCCGGACCUCAAAUGGACGGACAUCUCAUGCAAUAAUAAAGCAUUCUAUGUGUGUAAAUUUCUUUUCAAAGGCAUGUGCAGUCCUCUGUUGCUGGAUGGACCUGGAGAAAUUAGUUACAACCCCCCCUUUUCAUCACGUCCACUCGCACAAGAUCUCAAUUUAACCAUGUUGCCAUAUGGGACAAUUGCUGACAUACACUGCUCUGAUCAAACUAUUUACUCCGUGUGUAAAGACUUGAAUGGAGUUUUACUUUGGACAAAUUCGGGACCUUUUUGCGCCUCUGGAAAACAAAGCUGUCGGUUCAAUAACGGAGGAUGUCACCAUCUUUGUGAAGAGAAUGAAGCAACAGGUGUGAUUUGUAAGUGUCGUGAUGGUUACGCCCUUGGGGAUGAUAAAAUGGUCUGUUCUCUGAGGGACUAUUGCCUCAAUUCGCCCUGUAAGCAUAAAUGCGAAUCCACAUCGACUGGAUUUUACUGUGCGUGUCCAGAAGGACUCGAGUUAGACAGUGAUAAAAUCAGUUGCACAGACGUAGACGAGUGCUUAGAAAAUGCAUGUGGUGAUCAUGACUGCCUCAACACACUAGGAAGCUAUAAGUGUCAUUGUAGGGAGGGCUACCAAAUGAUUAAUGGAAAAUGUGAGGACAUCGAUGAAUGCACAGAAUCAAGAUGUCAGCAAGGAUGUCUUAAUUCAGAGGGGUCAUUCUCCUGUUACUGCCUCGCUGGAUUCGGUAUAUCACCAAGCGGACAGCUGUGUGAAGAUAUUGAUGAAUGCCUGGACAGAAAUGUUCACCAGUGCGAAGACAUGUGUGUUAACACGCUGGGUAGUUAUAUAUGUUCUUGCAAACAAAACUUCAGACUAGCUGAGAACGGAAUCACUUGCGUCCCAGACCCUACAGCAGAAUCCUCAGUAAACUGUGAACAAAAUAAGAACGCUGACGGAUGCGAUGAGGUACAAAACGUCCCACAUGUAACCAGUUUAUAUCCUCAAAGUCCAAACAGCACAGAGUUGGAUUAUUCGUCUCUCAACACAGCAAAAGAAAAUAUACCAUACAAGACCAGUAACAACACAGGCGCUAGCGUGCCUAGAGAAAACUAUUUAAAUAACAAUUUGUUUUUGAUUUGUGUUUUAGGAUCCGCAAUUCCUCUUUUUAUUUUAGUUGGGCUUACAUUAGUUAUCGUCAUGUGUAGAUGGAAUCGUUCGCGUAAAAAUUCAAAGAAGAAGAUCGCUACAGCUGAUGGCUAUUGCUGGGUGUCGUCCGGCCUUGAAGCUCAUAUGAACAAAGAUUAGAUAUGAACCAGCUUUUUCAGGUAUCUGCUCAAAAUACACCUGUCGAAUAAAACUUUUUAAACGUUAUUUUUAGUCAACGUGGAGCGAACACACAGGAGCCUCGCCAUGCGGAAACAGAGCCCUGCUGAAGAUUUUGUUGUCCGAGACUAUGCUUAUUACUUCCUAAUUCUUUGUGAUACAUUACACAUGCUUGCUUCAAAACUGACUGAAAAAACCCUUGAUACUAGCUGUGGCACGAUCCUGUGAUUGUUAUCGUUGUUAACCUGUCCUUUUGUGGAACCUGAAGUCCAGCUGCUACCCUGUGCAAAGCCAGUAUUUGCAUUGAGUUAAGAAACAGUGUCUCGGAAAUGGUGGUAACGUGGUUACAGUGCCGCUUCAAGUAGACAUGGUUUGAAAUGGGUUUGGGCACUCACAUAAAUAAGGAUCAGGUAUGACCCAGUUGUGUAACAUAUGUGUUAAAUAACAUUGUCAGUAUUAAAGUUUUUUAAUGUUAUUGCUAAGGUCAGUUAAAAGGGUCGAAUGCACAGGACAGUCAACAGAUGCAAAUAGCUCACCUGUAGUAGGCCCAGCUAUUGCUGUCUGGGUUUUAAUUCGACAGACUAUGUUUUAUCCCGAGACUGUACAUUCAUUAACAAGAGGCCUGUCCUAAAUGUGAUUAGCGUUUCCUUUUGUAAGAAUGGUGGCAACUUUUCUUGCAGCACAAGGCAUGGAAGGUUUCAUGAUAUUUUGGACAUUCUAUUGGCAUGUCUGGAUGUGUUAUUCAAGAGCGAAAACAAGCUGUAUUGGCCGAUUUGUUUUAUUUGUUUUUUUAUAUAGUCAGCUUCAAAUACAUAUUAAUAAAUGUUUUUAAACAUUGACCGACGAUGCUCUUAAAACUGGUAGGCUGCACUAAGUCAUCAGUGGUACAUUAAUAAAACUCAUGUCAGAAGAAUAUGAUUUUAAACUGGAAAACUCCUGGCACCCCACUGACAAAUUAAGCAUUUACUGAAAUAAACUUUCUGGACAGUUCCGGUGUUUCACUGUAUAAAUAAUUAAACUAAUGUAUUUCCAAGAAAAUUACCCGGCAGUAAUUACCCGGCAAAUUUGCACUACCGAUUUCUUUAUAAUUGUAGGCAUGGUUAGUCAUACAAUUUGCAUCUUGUGUAGAUUAAAAAGUCACAUUUUU
This is a messenger RNA of Chanos chanos (milkfish), 2896 nucleotides long. RefSeq names its product CD93 molecule (gene cd93). The coding region runs from base 34 to 1731 and encodes 565 amino acids. Lineage: Eukaryota; Metazoa; Chordata; Actinopteri; Gonorynchiformes; Chanidae. The record is from RefSeq and is a predicted model, not a curated record. The transcript has a single exon. Gene Ontology annotation, molecular function: calcium ion binding.